AUUGCCGGGUUCGGCGCGUUGGGAUCUUUUAAAAUAGCCGCACUUUUCCCGACAGUAAUCAUUCAGUUUACGACGGCCAAGUUGUAGCUCAUGCCGGUAUUGUGCGGUUUCGUUCACAACUAGAGUGAACUGUGAGGUUUCACUACGGCGUUGUCAACAUGUGCAAUCAGACGGCGAUGAGCCCGGAAUGUAACGGGAGUUUCUAUGAAUUCCCGGAUUAUAUUGUUAUCGAGGAUGCACCGCUGCCGUUGUCCUUCCGUAUCAGCGCGACGGUGUUGCAUGCUUUGAUUUUCUGUGUGGGCUCCGUGGGGAAUGUACUGCUGAUCUAUGUCGCCCAACGGGCCAUUGCUCUGCGGACACCGACCUACAUUUAUCUGCUGUCGUUGGCCUACGCUGACCUUCUGGUGAUUUGCUGUGCCAUUCCGGAAGCCAUACUGUCAUAUCACGUGGGGAACCGGUGGGUCCUCGGCCAGCCAGCGUGUGCCAUAUUUAUCUUUCUCAACUUUCUUGGCAUCAACGCCGGCAGCUUAAGCAUCCUGGCCUUCACGAUUGAACGCUUCAUUGCGAUCUGCCGACCGCUCCUAGCCCGCAAACUGUGCACAGUGAAGCGGACUAAGCGCAUCGUUCUUUUAUCAUGGCUGGGCACCACCCUGUACUGCUGUCCGUGGCUGGGCUUAACCGAGCUGAAACCCGACGAAGGCAACCCGGCGUAUUCGCAGUGUCGCUUCCGGUUGUCAGUCAGUGUGUACUUGAUCUUCUUCCUGGCGGAUCUCGUGCUGUUCUACAUUGUCCCGUUGGCGGUGGCUGUGGUGCUGUAUACGCGGAUUAGCCGUAUUGUCAAACGCCGGGGUUACUUUUUUCGUCGGGAGGAUUCGGGGAAAUGGCUGUCGGUGGUGCAGCUCAACCAGAUGAACGGCUAUGAUAGUCCCAUGGUGGAUCUGCAUCAACCGUUUGCCGCACUGGAGCAUCCGGAGAUGUCGGUAAAUCAAUCUGGAAAAGCGGUGCAGCAGAUGUUGAUCGUGGUUGUGGUGUUGUUCGCGGUAUCGUGGCUGCCUUUCCGCGGUAUGCUAGUGUACAACAGUUUUGCCGAUGAGCCAUGGCUGGAUAUAUGGUACAUGCUCUUCGCCAAAACACUCAUCUAUCUGAAUUCUGCCAUCAAUCCGUUCCUCUACAAUUUCAUGAGCCACCGCUUCAAAGCCGCCGUCCGUCAGUGUCUGUUUCCGGACAAUAAGAAAGCCAAGGUCUUGGCCACGGUCUACAGAAAUCCGUUAGGAAGUACUGCCAGCAACACACGCUGAUCUUUUUUUUGUCCCGAGCUGUGGUCAGACGAUGCUUCUAUUGCAUUUGUUGACAGCGGUGCUAAUAAGCCGAACUAUGUGGGGAAAUUCUCUCGAAGAAUGAGCUUUCUGUUUAAAAAUAAUUUAUUUGAUUUUUGUU
Molecule: messenger RNA, 1437 nt
Organism: Paramacrobiotus metropolitanus
Lineage: Eukaryota; Metazoa; Tardigrada; Eutardigrada; Parachela; Macrobiotidae
Product: thyrotropin-releasing hormone receptor-like
Exons: 4
Coding region: 159-1298 (379 amino acids)
Biological process (GO): G protein-coupled receptor signaling pathway
Cellular component (GO): membrane
Molecular function (GO): thyrotropin-releasing hormone receptor activity
Source: RefSeq, a predicted model, not a curated record